Pelodiscus sinensis (Chinese soft-shelled turtle) is the source of this 9504-nucleotide messenger RNA. Lineage: Eukaryota; Metazoa; Chordata; Testudines; Trionychidae. The record is from RefSeq and is a predicted model, not a curated record.
UAUUAUUAAUUUUUUUUUUAAGAUUCCUCAAAAUGCAGAGAAGAAUUACUCAAUGGAAGAUCUAAGCAACUCCACAAUCCUAGAGGAAUUAAAAAAGGCUAAAAGCCUUCCCAGUCUGGUUCCUACUAGCAAAAGAGCAGGUCGUGGCAGACAACACAAAGAAGGCUUUUUUCAGUUCCUUGGAAGCCUAUUUAAAAUUGGAUCAAAAUCUUCUUUGGGAGAAUCUAAACAGUCUACCUUCCAAGAUGAACACAACAGACAUGGAAAGGAUUCGCAGAACCCAGCUGCCCUUCAGAAAGAUGGGAUCACAAAGCAUCGGAAAACUGAAAUAUUUGUCAUUUCUACUGCUGGAACGGAAGAAACAGCAGUGCCUAUAGAAGAGCCUAUAUUGGAUAAUACCAGGGAGGUUGGUUCUCAGGAUUUACAGAGAAGACUGGAGCAAUCUGUUGAUGCACUAACGCAAAGUGAACGCGAGCCAGAAGCACCAGCAAUUACUUAUGCAACGUAUCGGGGUUCUGUACGGAUUAAGCAGCUACUUAAGAAACAAGCAGAGGAGGUGCUAAAAAGUGAAGAAAAUACUGAAAGCGAAUGUAUUUUCACUGUGACUGGAAAUGAAGAAGCCCAAACUGCUACCCUUCCAAACUCAGCCUCUAAUGUAAGGAUAGAAAUUACAAGACACCUGUCAAAAGAGAAUCAAAAGGAUGACGCUAAAGAUGGCAAGGGAAAUGUUAAAGCAAACCUCUCCGCAGUUAAAAUGGAACUGGAAAAACCUGAUGUUGCUAAGGAUAUCUUAGAUAGCAGUGAACAUGGAACAAGUGCAUACACCUUUGCCAAAACCACUGAAACCAACUCCAACAGAAAUCACAUUGGAGAACUAGAUUUGUUAAUUUCCUUAAAUCAUGCACCACUUUCUGAUGCAUUAGAAGUUAAUAGAGUUCAUUUGCUACACUCAGUAUUAUCAGCCAGAGACAACAGUGAGAUCUCUGCUAGUUCCAGUUACCAGACACUGGAGUCCGGAAAUAACAGAUUGGCUGAAAAGGCGGCGAGAACAUCAGAAGAAACAGAAGCUCAGUUUCCAUCAGACAAUAAUGCCAUUUCUAGCUUUGAUAAAGAAAUAAAUUCUUGUGUUCAAAUAUCUAAUGAAGACUCUAAAAAGACAAUGCAAAAUGAUUGUGAGUGUUCAUCCAAAGCAAAGAGAAGGGAAGUUGAAAAGGAGCUAUCAUUGUUAGAGGGUGAAUAUGCUGGUAAUAGUCAGUUGGAGCUGAAAUUGGAUAUCCAGCGGGCUCAUUCUAGCCACACUGCACUUCAACUUCAGGUAGACAGGAAUACAGAAAAUGCAAAUAAAGGUAGUGGUCUAAGAAUGGAUGAUUCACAAAAAAAUGUAAUGGCUGAAGAAAGGAAGCAAGAAACACACACCUUUGUAGCUAAUGUUCAUUUUCCUUUAAAUCAAGAAAGAUCUACUGAAAAGUUACCAGAGGCUGUGAAGGACAGACAAUUUCCUGCAGUCAGUAAAUUGAUGGUAAUGGACAGGCUGUCUACUUCAGUGCCAUCUGCCAAAACUAUUCAAGAUGCUGGCAUGGAUAUAGUAAAUAGUCCAGGUAUUAAAGAGUUCAGUAAAUCAGGGAAGCCAACAUAUAUCCAAAAUGAUCCCUUAGUAAUUCUUGGGAGUGAAUCAAAGAAUGCCAACACGGAGAACACUUCUGUACCUUCCCUUGAAUUUGAGGCUGUCGAGACAUCUAAGGUUUCACCUGAAUCUGCAGAAGUGAAUGUUGGAGGCACAUCUCAAUCAGCCCUUGAAUGUGGAAGUGUGAAGUCCUAUGUGCCGUCUCCUAUCUUAGAAUCUAAAGAUGCCAGCCUUGGAUCUGGAGAUGACAGCUUGGCUAAUAUUCAUCUUCCUAUCCACAGAUCUGAAGAUGAAACCAUCACCAAAAAACCAGCCCACUUACGAGAUGUUAAAAAAGCCAAAAUUUCUCCCACUGCCUGUGCAUAUGAAAAUUGCAAGCCUAUUGAAUCUGAAGGGAUGAGCCUCCCCAGCCAUGUAGUUCCUGCCACGAUGCACAACCUUACUCCUCCUUCCCUUGAAACUGGUGAAGUCUUUGGAGCCAGAACGUUGGUUUUCUCCACAGAGGGUAACAGGGCAAAAAAUAUUUCUCAAACUCAUGAAACCAGAGAUAAUAGGGUAGAUUAUAUUGUUCCUGCUGUUCCUAAAACUGUGAGUGCCGAUAUAACAAAUAUUUCUCCUCUUUCCUCUCCAUUUAAAGAAAUCUGCUUCUCUGAGCUGUCUCCCACUUCUCUUAAAUCGGAAGUAAAUACCUUUUUUAACACUCCUCAUUCUGCCUUGGGGGCUGAAAAAAAUGCUUUGACUAACCAUUCUUCUUCUGCCCUUGAAAAAGGAGCUUGUUUAGAAGUUAUUUCAGUCAUUAGACCUAAUUCUGAAGAUCGUAAUCAGGUGAACAUUUCUGCUAAACAGGAAAACAGUAAUAAGUCUAAGAUGACACCUGAUCUACUUAAUUCUGUAGAUGUCAGCCUGUGCAAAGUACCUUCCCCUGCUUCUAAAUCUGAAAAUAUCCGAAUUGCAAAAUUAUCAGAUACAUCUGCAGUCAGUGAAUCUAAGUGUGCUUUUCUUGGAGGUGAUGCAUCAGAGACAGUGUUGUCUUUCAUGGAAAAUGGAGCUGUCAGUGCACCUACAGUUAUUUCUGAUGGUAAAAAUGCAGAGGUCAGUGUGACCCAGAUUUCACUUUGCUCUGAAAACAUCUACGCUCAGUGUAACUCUGAUGUCAUUUUAGCUGAAAGUGACCAUGCUGUUCCUAUCUCAGAGGUUUGUGUUCCCAAGCUUGUGCUGCCUCCUACUCAGAGGUCUAAAGAAAUUUCCAAGCCUUGUCCAACUGUCCUUGAAAGAAUAGAUGUCUUGGACAGAAUUAAUUUUCCUAUUAAGCAUGAAGAUGUUAAAGGCAAAAUUUCCUCCAGACUCGGAAUUAGCGAUGAAAUUGAUUAUGUACUUUCAAAUGUACCUCCUACUGAAAAGUUUAAAGACGCCUGGAUAACCAGAUCCAUAACAUCAACUACCUGUCCUUUGGAGCUUGUGGAAGCAAGUUCAAGUUUAGAUUAUAGUAAGGAUGUGUACAAAACUCCUGCAGAGCAAGUAAACCUUUGUAAGCAUAUUCCCUCAAUCACACACAACCCAGCUAAAAUGAAUGAUCACACCUCUUUUUUUACAGAAUCAAGCAACUUCAGUUCUCAGAAAACAUGGGAAGAUAUGGAAACAAGAAAGCAAGUGCACAUUGAAUCCCAAGACACUGUUCUGUUUAAAAAAGCUAAAGAAAUCGUUGAUGCAGUUUUACACUUGGCCAUAGAAGAAAUAAGAUCAAAACAAGCAGCUGGUGUCUAUCAGCCUUAUGGCAACAAGGGCAGUUUAAUAAAGCUGGAUAGCCUUAAAGAACGGAAAACUGGAAAGAUACAAUUAGAAGCAAAAGAAGUACAGUUGGCUAAGCAUUCACUAAAACAUUUUGAUGAGAGCUAUGCAGGAAGCUCCUCUGAAGUUAAAGGAAAGGAAAUGGUUUCUACAAAUAUUCAGGAUGCAAAGAUACCAUUUAACAUCACUCAUAAAACUGACCUACAUUGUUCAGUAGCACUAAAAGCAAAAGAAAUAAUUGAUGAAGUUAUUAACUCAGCCAAACAAAAACUGAUGUUUAAUCAGCUUGAAAACAGUGGGAGCCCUUCUAAAAACGUUGUGCUUAAACGUAAGAUUGGAUUCUCAAAGACUCUAAACACGGAUGUUAAAUUAGCUGCCAAAACUCAAGAAAUAAUCAAAGAACCCAUGGAUUUAAACCAAAUAGACAAGGAAUUGAUCCAGGAUGUUAAAGACUGUGAAAAAGUUAGCUGUACAGGUCCUUUACUUCUAAACUGUGUAGAUUGUAGCACAGAUUUGACCAUAGGAGGAGAAACAGUACCAAAUCAUAUAUUUUCACAUCAAAGAAAUGGACUUCUGCAUUCUGAUGUUUUAACAAAUCUGGAAUCUGACCUUGCAAUAAUAGUAAAAGAUGAAUGCUCUAAAACUGUUUAUGAUAGCAUAGUUACGACAGAAAUUAGUGAUAAAACUAACAUUUGGACAGCUGGCAAUAAAUCUGAGGAGACUUUACAUGUAUUAAAUGGAGAUUCUGUUAUGAUUGAAGAGAGGAUGCCAUCAUUACAGUUAAAAGAUUUAUGCAGUAAUACACAUGUGCCAGAACAUGUAUCCGUGCCAAACUUGACUUUUAAUUCAUCCCCUUUUGUAUAUGAUGAAAAAUAUACCUGUGUAUUCAGCAAAACCAAAGAUGAAAGUAGUCCUUCAGGUUUAGAUAAAAGUUGUGGUAAAGAUCUGCCAGAAGAUUGUGUCAAGAUGGAAGAGAAUUCUUUCUUUGUACAGGAAAAAACAAGCCCAAAAGAUUCACAGGCCAACAGUGAAGAAAGCAGUGGAAAAACAGAAGCAAGUGAGAUACCGCAGGAUAAAAACAGAUUAAACAUACAGUUUGCUUCAUCUGAAUCAUCUGUAACUGUUCAGGACACUGAAAGGAAAAGGUGUUUCCACUCAGAUUUUGCCAAUAAAGUUGAGACACUCAAAUCAACACUGAUGAUGGGUCAAAGUUUACAAAGAGAUAAUGCACUUGGAGAAAAGAAUCUUAACAAUAAUAAUGAUUCAGAGGAACCAACAAAUCUUUUAUCCUUUUCUCCACAAGACGAACAAGAUGAGAACCAGUCCAUUUCAAAUGAUAAAAAGCAAGAUCACUCAAUCUCUCCUCCUGACCUGUCUCUGGAUAAUAUUGAACAUCUUUUGAUGUGUGAAACAGUAAAGAGUAAAUAUAAGUCUGUUGAUGCUUAUGAAGAGGAUAGCAAAUUAAAUGAAACAUUAGAUAACUGCAGCUCAGAGUCAUUUAUGAUCGUGGAGGCUAAGCGGUAUAAAAUUUACCCAUUCUCUUUGUCUCCUAUAUAUGAAGAUGACAGUCCACAAGAAGACCAGCUGUCUACUGAUGUCUCACCAGGAAGCCAUUCUACUGGAAAAUCCAAAGACAGUGCCAACCAUUCUUCAUCAGUCUUGUCACUUCUUCAGUCAGUUUCUGAGCGUUUGAAAUUUAGUAACCAGUUAAGUGAGGAGGAGGAGGAGGAGGAGGAGGAGAAGGAUGAAGACGACUCUUAUGAAGAAAACAUGGUGGAAGUUCAGAAAGAAGAGUGGAUUGCCAGCCAGUGGGCAGGCGGCUCAAACAUGAUGCUUCUAGAGAAUGACCAAGAAAGGGCUUCAUUUUCCAACCAGUCACUCAUAUUUUCAAAAGAACUACUUGGUUCUAAACAGCAGUCGGAGCCAUUUCUAGAAGAAGGUCAGUUUUCUAAUCCAACACAAUGUACUCAGUUUCAACAGAAAGCUGUCCCUAGGAGUGUGUAUUACCAGUAUUUUCAGACAGCCAGCAAUUAUUCAUGCGAGAAAGGAGUCCAGUUUGGAAGUGUCCUUCAAGAAGGAUUAUUGCCAAGGGGUCAUAAGCCUCAAGACGACAAUUUGCCAGAAUCAGGUUUCCCAGUGAAUCUUAUUGACAGGAAAACCCUCAAAUGUAAUCCAAGACCAGGAAAAAUGAUUAUUCAUGACAUUCAUGGCGAGAAGACUAAACAAGAAAUAUACCAUGAUCUACCAGAUGCCACAUCCUGGAUCUUUCCAAUGGGAGCAUUGCUUAACAUUAUUAGAGGAUGCUGGAUUUUAUAUGAAAAACCAAAAUUCCAAGGUGAGAAAUAUGUGCUAGAAGAAGGAGAAGUGGUCUUGGAUCAUCUUUGGGAUCUUCAGGACAUGAAAUGCCAUCCAAGAAACCUUGUAGUUGGUUCUAUCAAACAUGUAACAAAGGAUUGCAGCAUUCCAGAAAUAGAGUUUUGCCCGCAAACUGGCACAGAGGGGUUUCCUGUCUGCAUACAGAGUGCAGUUGCCAACUUAGAAGAAUUAGAUAUUAAAAGCACCUUUGACAUAAAUGUCAACUCAGGAGCAUGGCUUGCCUAUUCAGAUCUUAAUUACAAAGGAGAAAUGAUAGUUCUGGAGGAGGGCAGCUCCCCAUCUGAAAUUUCUGCAGCAGAUGUGAGAUCUCUGCGUCCCCUAAAAAUGGGUGGACUAAAGGUACAAAUGCCUAUGAAUGUUAAGAUAGUAAUAUAUGAGAGAAAAUACUUUGGAGGAUGGGCCAAAGAGGUUUCUGAAAACAUCGAUGCUGUCCCAACACUCUUUAGAAGUAAUGAGGCUUUCGAGGGAAUUGGAUCAAUACGUGUCAUUGGUGGAGUAUGGGUUGCCUAUGAAAAGGAACAAUACAAAGGCCGUCAGUACCUGCUGGAGGAGGGGGAUUAUGAAGAUGUACACUCAUAUGGGGGUAUUAAUGGUGUCCUAUUGUCUUUUCGGUUCCUACAGGCUGAUUUUAUCGAGUCAUCAGUCAUCCUUUUUGAAUCCGAUGAAGAUGAUGGGAAGAUCAUUGUCAAUCAAGAUAUUCCUGAUUUACAGCAAUUUGGGUUUGGUCAGGAGACGAGAUCAAUUCAUGUGAAAAGUGGAGUGUGGGUUGCAUAUCAGCAGAAAUAUUUCUGUGGAGAGCAAUAUAUCCUGGAAAAAGGAAAAUAUAAAUGCUUUUUUGACUGGGGAGGAUCCAGUGAGACCAUCAUGUCAAUUCGACCCCUUAAGUUGGAACCACUUGGCAAGAACGAGCCUCCGCAUUUGCUCAAAGCUUAUAGUAACACACAUUUCCAAGGAGCAUGUGUAGAUUUCACAGCAGAAGUUUCUGAUUUUACAUCAUUCAUACCAUGUUCUUUUAAGGUUCUUCGAGGAUGUUGGCUCCUGUUUUAUCAAGGGGAAAUUGCUGACAAUCAUUGUGUGCUGGAAGAAGGCCUCUACACUGAUCUCACUUCCUGUGGCUGUCCAGCAUCUACACUCAAAUCCUUCAAGCCUGUGGAAUAUGUUUUUGCUGAACCCUCCAUCAGUCUGUUUGCCCUGGAAUGUUGUGAGGGCAGAGAGUUGCACUUCGAAGAAGCUGUCAGUUCUGUUCUGAACAAGGACAUCCACUUUUACACGCAGUCUGUGUGGGUGAGAAGUGGAUUGUGGAUUGCAUAUGAGGGAGGACGUUUCUCAGGAAAACAAAUUCUGCUAGAACCCGGCAAGAUUUCAAACUGGACUGAAUUCAGUGGCUGGAGAGUAAUUGGUUCUCUUCGUCCUAUGAAGCAGCCGGCAGUUUACUUCAGAAUAAAGAACCGAGCCCAGGAUAAAUACUUGACAGUCCUUGGAAAUCAAUUAGAUGCAAAAGCUACUUCAGUGUGUGUUUCUCCAUGCAAUGGCAAGAAUACCCAAAUCUGGCACUACUGUCAUGGACUCUUCAAAUCCAAGGCUAAUGAUGCAUGCCUUGAUAUCGUCAGUGGCAGAGACAUCCCUGGAGCUAAAGUAGCACUGUGGACAGAACAUGGAAAGGCUAGGCAGAAGUGGAGGCUCAAUAAAGAUGGAACCAUCAGUUCGUACCUCAAUGAUCAACUGGUUCUUGAUGUCAAAGGAGGAAAUUAUUAUGACAAGAACUAUAUAAUUAUAAAUCAUCUCCUGGAAAGUGAAUUCUCACAGAAAUGGGACAUUGAAAUAUUAUGAAUAAAACAGCUACAAGAUGCUAGGAAUAUGGACCUACGUAGGCCAUGAACACUGUGUGUUUGAGAGAAGGAACUACUGAAGUCACAUGCCACUGGAAUGUUACUCAGCAAGUCCACUCUACUACUUCCUGUUAGGCACUGACUCCCCAAACAACUGAAUUUUGCACAGUAGAGCGGUGAGGUUAAUGUAAUGAUAGUUUUUCUAAUAUUUACACAUGACUCCAUGUUGUGAUCUUCCUCCUCUUCAAGCACCAUUUAGGCCUAUUUUCCUGUAACAUUCACUAGUCCUUUAAAAGAAGGCAAAGGUGAUACAGUAGCAAAAACUUUGCGGUUAUUUCUAAUUCGCUUUUCUAUGUCACCAUUAUUACUAGUCUUUCCUUUCUCAAAAAGUUAGAGAGGCUCUGGUGGUGAUUAGGAUCAAAUAUUAUUGCAGAUCACAAAAAUAAUUUCUUGGUACAGUACACUGUAGUCUGGUCUUAAACACACACCCUUCAAAGACUGGAAUUCCAGGCUAGUUUUCAGAGAUACAGUGACAAUGAGGAAAGCUAAAUUAUUGCCCAGCUGGGUAUGAUUAGGUCCUUGUGUUUAAAAAAAAAAAUGCAUUAAACGUAUGUUUUUAAUUGCAGGGAUGUAUUUAUACCUAUGAGUUGCCAGCCCAUGAGCCAGGGGGAAAAGUAGACUUUCAUAGAUCAAGCUAGCCUUCUAGAAGGAUUUGUUGAGAAUAAAUUAAUACAAUAUAUUUUGGUCUUUAAAUCACAGUAUAUUCAGUUUAAUACAUGCAAGAUGGAUUUGUUUGGUAAAGGUGCUAACUUAAUACCACCACCUAUAUUGUACUGUGGAGCAAGAUUCAAGGAACAACCUGAUGCAUGCUAACUUUUUUGAGGCUCAUCAGCUAAAGCAAUAGCUCACUUUUGAGGAAAAGACAUGAAGAGGCUGGUGAUUGCCAGAAGCACAGCUGUCAGUGAAAUCACAAUGCUGUGCAGCCUCUUACAGUUAACAUACUCACAUUUCAUUUCUGAAGGAAAGUGGUGUUGAGUCAUGUCAGGUAGAUUGUAGUAAAAGGGCUCUGUGGUUUGGUUGAUUUCCAUCUUGAGUCUCCCCCCCCACACACCCCCACACCCCGAAUUGGUGUCUUCCAAAAUGCAGUUCAAUAUGCAAUGCUUUUUCUAAGUAAGGUGUGUUCUCUGGCUUUUGUUGUGUUUUUUGUCUUGAUUAUUAAGCCAUGAAAGGAAGAGUGUACAAAUUAGCUAAACCAAAAAAGUGAAUGUGUGCUGCUUUACAGCUAUUUUGUGUUAGUCUCAUCUUUGAGCCAAAAAAGAAAAGAAAAAAAAUUGUUCCCUCCUUCCCCCCCAAAAGUGAAACAGGUGUAAGACUAUUUUUGUAUGAGGGAGUUUGACUGAAUACCUGUACCUACUUGCACAUAUUUACUGUUUUAUAUUAUAAAAAUCAAAGAUAGGUAAGUGAAUAGUUUGACUGUAUAUAUUUUUCCAACUAAAGCACUUGUAUUUGUGUAGAUUUUUUUUGUCUGUCUCAAUAUACCACACAUUUUAAUAAUAUUUGUGCUUUCUAGUUGUAAUCUGUUCAUCAUUUUGAGGGAAAAGAGAUUAUAUAUUACAACAGAUGUCAGUAUUAGAUCACAAAGCAAAGCAGGUUUGUGUACUUAAAAGCUCUGAUGAAUGUAAUUAAAGCAUGUAUAUUUUAAUUGUACAAAUUUCUAGGGGAUCCUUUAGCUGGUAGUAUUUUAUACUGCACAAAUGCAAUAAUUUUGUUUUUAACUAAGGCACAAAAAUUGUUGAGUGACCAGAGCACACUAAUUAUGGCAUAUGUACACACUCAAUUGACACCUUUCUCUCCCAGUGCAUUAAAAAUCAUUCUAUUUAAACAAAA